Molecule: messenger RNA, 3491 nt
Organism: Etheostoma spectabile (orangethroat darter)
Lineage: Eukaryota; Metazoa; Chordata; Actinopteri; Perciformes; Percidae
Product: dual specificity protein kinase CLK4
Exons: 13
Coding region: 436-1704 (422 amino acids)
Biological process (GO): regulation of RNA splicing; peptidyl-tyrosine phosphorylation
Cellular component (GO): nucleus
Molecular function (GO): protein tyrosine kinase activity; ATP binding; protein serine/threonine kinase activity
Source: RefSeq, a predicted model, not a curated record
ACACUAUGUUUUCUCCUGCGGGAUGAAAGAAGAGCCCCUGGUGGGCCAGGCCAGGGGUCGAGGCUAGAGUAGCUCCCCGUGUCCCUUUUCACAGCAGCUGGCUGAGGAUUUUACAACCUAGAAGUGCGCAGGAAUGUUCACGUCUUGGUUUUCUGUGGGACAUAAUGUUUUAUUGCACGGACGCCAUUUCUCUCUCUCCUUGUUUGGCAGCUAUGCAGUGUGGCAACAAACGUUUGCAGAGUGGUAUGAAGAAGGUGAAGAAGAGGUGGAAAAGUUUCUUAAACAGACCAACAGGAGACCAAACAGCCCCAAGCCAGAGAAGAGGAGUAGCAGAGGACAUCACAGUUUCAAUUGCAAAGUCAGUAUUCACCAGACCUCCAGAGGCUGUAGCAGGAAGAGCAUUGGGUUACAGAGCACAGUGUGUAGAGCAGUACUAUGGGCAAGAAGGACAACUUGUACGGGACUUGGAGUGAUGGUGAUGACCCCAAAACAGACGUUCAUGCUGACAGAAAAACUAGACGUUUCAACCAGAGGACACCCGACAGCUCCAUAGAAACUGGUAACUCGCCUGAUGACAACUCGCUCCAGCUUGAAUGUGCUUUUCCUGGUGUCAAGGCUGUCACUGCUGACGAUGGCGUGAAGAAGAGUGUCAUAGGAAAGAGCUGCGAGGACAACGGCGAGGGACACCUGGACUAUCGCAUCGGCCUUGUGAUGAAAGAAAGAUAUGAGGUGGUAUCCACACUGGGAGUCGGAGCCUUUGGAAAGGUUGUGGAGUGUAUUGAUAGAGACAAAAAGGACCAUGUGGCUGUGAAGAUUGUGAGGAACCCAGAGUGUUUCCGUGAAGUAGCGAGGUCUGAGAUCGCGGUGCUGGAGGACAUCAACAUCCUAGAUGAUGACAACAGAUUUUCCUGUGUGAGGAUGCUGGACUGGUUUGAGCAUAACGAUCACAUCUGCAUCGUGUUUGAGCUGCUCGGCCUCAGCACCUUUGAAUUUCUCCGACAGAACAAGUUCCUGCCGUACAAUGUGGAGCAGAUCAGACACAUGGCAUUCCAGAUCUUCAGAGCCGUCUGCUUCCUGCAUCGUAACAAACUGACCCACACAGACCUGAAGCCAGAGAACAUCCUGUUUGUCUGCUCUGACUACGACCUGGAGUACAACGAUGUGAUGAAGUGUGAGGAGAAGAAACUGAGGCGUUGUGAUGUGAAAGUGGUGGAUUUUGGCACUGCAAAAUUUGACCAUGAAGACCAUGAAUCCGAGGUAUCAACACGCCAUUACCGAGCUCCAGAGGUCAUACUGGGUCUGGGCUGGAACCAGUCUUGUGACGUUUGGAGUUUGGGCUGUGUCCUAAUGGAGUUUUACCUGGGACGAACACUCUUCCAGACCCAUGACAGCAAGGAACAUCUGGCCAUGAUGGAGAAAAUCCUAGGACCGAUUCCCCCCCACCUGCUAAAACAGACCAGAAAGCAGCAUUACGUUCACAACGGGCGUCUGAACUGGGACGAGACAAGCUCUACUGACGAAUACAUCUGGAAACACUGUAUACCUCUCAAGCAAUCCAUGUGCAAGAAGAGUGAGGAGGAGAGUAAGCUGUUUGACCUGAUCGGCAGCAUGUUGGAGUACGACGUCUACAGACGGAUCACUUUGGAGGAGGCACUAUGGCACCCGUUCUUCAGCCCACUGAGGAUGCAGAAGCCGCGCAGCUAACUCAUGCAUAAACACACAUACACACACACACACACACACAUUCAACAUAUGCCUCAGGCUGUUAAGCAGUGCAGUUACCAGAUUGUUUGGGUUUGUAGUUCUGAGUUGAUGAGUUGAAGAUUUUUUGUUUCAUUUACAGUCAUAACAGUUCUACAGAGCAUUCCUUUCUACUUGAAAUCAAUUUGAAAACAUGCCAUCAUCAUCCAUUUGCAUGUCACUGUAAAGAAAGCCAAGUGUACUGCAAAGUAUUUUAUUGUGUUAUUCCUUUAUUCAUUUGUAGUCAUUUUAGUCAGCAAUUUGUUAAAGAACAAAUCCGGUGCAAAAUGAGCCUAGGGUUAAUAACGUGUCCCAAGUUCAACCGUUCUCUGGGAUUUGUUUUCAUGCUAAUCAAAGGGGAAUCACAAAAUAAUGCUAGUCGUCGGGGCACAGGUAAAGAAAUCGCUAUUUCUAUACCAAUAGCCACACACCUCGGUAGAGUCUUCUUCUUUCACUAUCACCUCUUUCUCUCAGGACAAUGUUAACAGUGUUAAACACAUACAUACAUACAUACUAGGCUCGUUCGAAAUGAACUGCGCCUUGCCUGUAAAGUGGACGAGAUCAGGCAGCAGCAGCCAGGGGGGGUGACAAAAAUCUUUUCCAGUCAAUUUCAGCAGCCUUUAGGCUGAACAAGAAGUGACAGAAACACUGUGGUGCGGUUCUGAUUUAAUAAAAUGUUAUCAAACCCAUAUAUAAACAUGUAAACAGUCUGCAGUUGUUUUAAUUAUGACAGAGUAGUUGUCAAAAUACUCUACAUGUGAUCUGUUGCUGAGUUUGAUUAACACACUGUAGACAAUCUGUGAUCUGAAUAGAUUUAGUCUCUCUGACUUCUAAAUCUAUCAGCCACAAAAUGGUUUGUACCUGACAGAACUAAAGAAAUCCAACCUGGAUACAUCAAUUCCUGCCAAUUAUAGGCCCAUUUCCAAGAGGCCUUUUUCAAAAUUUUAGAAGUUGUUGCUAAACAGCUCACUGUUGUCUUGAAUACACACAACAUUUUAGACAAAUUUCAAUCUGGCUUCCAUCAGAAACACUCUACAGAAACCGCUCUUCUUUGAGUGUCCAAUGAUUUAUUAAUGUCCCCUGAUAUGGAUGAAUGCUUGGUUUUGGUUCUGCUUGAUUUAAGUGCAACUUUUGACACAGUGGAUCCUAACCUCUUGCUUGAUAGACUUAAGCACGGGGUUGGUAUCUCAGGGAGCACCCUGAAUUGGUUCACCUAUCUUUCAGAUAGACGUUUUUCUGUGUCACUUGGUCCCUAUUGUUCAGAAACUGCUGCCCUUUCAUGUGGGGUGCCUCAGGGUUCUGUGUGAGGUCCGAUUCUAUUUGCACUGUAUAUGCUUCCGAGGGACAUAUAAUUAGCCAAUUUAAAGAUAUCCUUUAUCACUUCAAUGCAGAUGACAUCCAGCUAUAUGUCUCUUUUAGCCUGGAAGAGAGUGACAAUGUGUGUCACAACUGUUUAACUUCCAUUAGGAAUUGGCUGGCAAACAACUUCCAUACAGCACAAUGAAGAUCAGACUGAAGUCCUUAAUGUUGCUCUAGACACUACAGCUUCCAAGGUUACUCAGCUCUUGGGGUCCCUUUCUUCAGUGGUACAGUCCAAACUGAGAAAUCUUGGUGUUAUAUUUGAUGAUAACAUGUCUUUUGAUCAACAUGUCAAAUCACUGACACACACAUGUUUCUUUCAAUUAAGAAACAUUGCCAAACUGUUGUUUCCCAUUUGGAGCUUGAGAAGAUCAUUCAUGGUUUUAUAUCAU